Apis mellifera (honey bee) is the source of this 1131-nucleotide messenger RNA. RefSeq lists its product as uncharacterized. The record is from RefSeq and is a predicted model, not a curated record. The transcript has a single exon. NCBI's taxonomy places the organism in Eukaryota, Metazoa, Arthropoda, Insecta, Hymenoptera, Apidae. The coding region runs from base 277 to 891 and encodes 204 amino acids.
UCCGUUCUGAUACAUAUCAUCUAUUAUCAAUUAUAUAGCACAACUAAGUAAAUUGAAAUGAAACUAAUAAGAACGAAACUCGAUCGUGGCCAGCCGUAUCGAUUAAUCGAUCGAUCGCGUGGUGAUCAGUGACCAACUUCGAUACAAUACAAUACAAAAUAAUCGCGAGAAAAAGUUUGGAAAAUGACAAACUCGAUAUUUCCAAUUAUCCAGGCUCCUUAGAAGGGCGAGUCGAUAGGAUAGGAUCAUCAAACAGGAGGCGUCAAAUAAAGAAGGAUGGGCGAUAUUCUGAGAAAUUGGAUACAAGCUAGGCUAGGAAUCUUGACAGACUUACGCCCCGAGGUGUUCGGUUAUUACACAAGAGACGGCUCGCUUUUGGCCCAAAUUUUGCACAGCUAUGACAUAAUAACCCAAGAUCAAUUGGACAUGAUCAUCGUAACCCAAGACCCCGCCCUGUGCCGCGUCAAUUUGAGACAUCUCAGUUUUUGGCUACGGUUCGUCACUAUAAAGAUGGACGAUGACCUGAUCGAGGAGAUCUCGUGCGGCAAGGGGACCACGUCUCUCCGCCUCUUCUACAAGGUGUACCUUUGCCUCGAGAGCAAGGACAGAUUGCACUUUAUCACGCUUCAAAAGGAGAGGGAGAAAUUCGUACCCAUGUCGAAGAAGUUCGAUGUGAUCAGAGUCUGCGAGGAUCCGCCUCCUUACCAACCGUCGGAAAAUAAAUUGUCGAAGAAGCUGGUGAAGGGGCAGGACGUGAUCCAUUGGCAUCAGAACAAAGUUCCAAAGAUGCUUCGAUCGUAUAUCAAAAAAAAAAACGUUGCAGACGUGGAGUUGAAACGCGUAAACGUUGCCGAGCCGUGUUCCGUUUUCGAGGUAUCUACCAGCCCCUAGCUAGAAAGAUUCGCGUGACAGGAGUCUCGCGUCCAGGUACUCAUGCUUACGCGAGCUUUUUUUUUUUGUCUCUCUGAGGGGGGGUGUCGGGGUAAGAUGAGGAUUCACAAAACGAAAAUAAAUGUUUCUUAUACAAAAAAUAUUAUUUUGACAUUACAAUUGUAUUUAAAAUUCUGUUUUACAAAACGAAGGGAACGUGCUUUUAAAUAUUUGUUUCUAUGAUGCAUAAUCUUUAUUUCU